AUGGGGCUCCCAACAAGGCCCAGGAGGAGCUGCUUCCUGGGUGAAUGUGUCCCCUGGAGGAAGGUACGCUUGCAGCAAGGCGAGUGGGAAAUUUUUGAAGCCUCAGGCCACAUCGUCUCCAAGAUGAGGCUGGUGCAGAUACUGUGUUUUUCAGAGCAAGUAGGUACCAUGGUGAUAGAGCUCAGACCAGCCAUCCUGGUGGUCCUGCCCAGGUCCCUUGCUCCAGCCUUUGAAAGAUUCUGCCAGGCCAACACUGGUCCUCUGCCCCUGCUGGGCCAAAGUGAGCCGGAAAAGUGGAUGCUGCCCGCUCAAGGUGCUAUUUCAGAGACUAGCACGAGCCGUCCCCAGUUCUGGAAAUACCAGUCGGGUGCCUGCACUGGCAGCCUGACAUCGCUGGAGCAGUUCUCUGAGCAGCUGAAGGACAUGGUGGCCUUCCUCCUGGGCAGCAGCUUCUCCCUGGAGGAGGCCUUGGAGGAAGCGGGCCUCCCCAGAAGAGACCCAGCAGGUCACAGCCAGGCAGGUGCAUACAAGACAACGGUGCCUUGUGCUACCCAUGCUGGCUUCUGCUGCCCUCUGGUGGUUACAAUGAGGCCCAUUCCCAAGGACAAGCUGGAAAGGCUGGUACGCGCCAGCUGCUCCCUAGGGGGUGAGCAGGGACAACCUGUUCACAUCGGUGACCCAGAAUUGUUGGGAAUCAAAGAGCUUUCCAAACCUGACUACGGGGAUGCCAUUGUGUGUCCCCCAGGGGAGGUCCCAGUGUUCUGGCCUUCUCCGCUGACCAGUCUCGGAGCUGUCAGCAGCUGCGGGGCCCCACUGGCUUUUGCCAGCAUGCCAGGCUGCACAGUUAUGACUGACCUGAAGGAUGCAAAGGCUCCAGCUGGCUCUCUCACCCCUGAGAGAAUUCCGGAGGUCCAUCACAUUGCCCAGGAUCCUCUGCACUACAGCACAGCCUCAGUGUCCGCUUCUCAGAAGAUCAGAGAACUAGAGUCUAUAAUCGGCAUAGACCCAGGCAACCGGGGGAUUGGGCACCUGCUCUGUAAAGACGAGCUGCUGAAGGCCUCUCUGUCGCUGUCCCAUGCCCGCUCAGUGCUCAUCACCACCGGGUUCCCCACGCAUUUCAAUCAUGAGCCUCCGGAAGAGACAGACGGCCCACCUGGAGCUGUUGCCCUGGCCGCCUUCCUGCAGGCCUUGGAGAAAGAGGUCGCCAUGAUCGUUGACCAGAGAGCCUGGAGCUUGCACCAGAAGAUUGUUGAAGACGCUGUUGAGCAAGGUGUUCUGAAGACACAGAUCCCAAUAUUAACUUACCAAGGUGGAUCAGUGGAAGCGGCUCAGGCAUUCCUGUGCAAAGACGGGGACCCCCAGACACCUCGAUUUGACCACCUGGUGGCCAUAGAGCGCACUGGAAGGGCUGCUGAUGGCAAUUACUACAAUGCAAGGAAGAUGAACAUCAAGCACUUGGCUGACCCCAUUGACGAUCUUUUCCUUGCUGCAAAGAAGAUUCCUGGAAUCUCAUCAACUGGAGUUGGUGACGGAGGCAACGAGCUGGGGAUGGGCAAAGUCAAGGAGGCUGUGAGGAGGCACAUACGGAAUGGGGAUGUCAUCGCCUGCGACGUGGAGGCUGACUUUGCCGUCAUUGCUGGUGUUUCUAACUGGGGAGGCUACGCCUUGGCCUGCGCGCUGUACCUCCUGCACUCAUGUGACAUCCACAGGCAGUACCUGAGGAAAGCAGUUGGACCCUCCAGGGCACCUGGCGAUCAGGCCUGGAUGCAGGCCCUCCCGUCAGUCAUGAAGGAAGAAAAGAUGCUGGGCAUCUUGGUGCAGCACAAAGUCCGGAGUGGCGUCUCGGGCGUCGUGGGCAUGGAGGUGGAUGGGCUGCCCUUCCAUGACACCCACGCCAAGAUGAUCCAGAAGCUGGUGGACGUCACCACGGCUCGGGUGUAAUCCUCCAUGUUCCGUGUGAGCAGAGUUCCUACCAGCGGGCAGGCCUGCAUCAGGCAGGACUGUCUGCUUCUUGUGACCAUCCUGCUCGUCAACACUGAUCUCCAGUGAGCAACGAACACUCCCCUGGCCUGGGAAACUCUGUACCCACUUUCCGGGUGGGGUUAGUGCAGGUGAUAUGGACAAUGGACAGCAUUUCUCUGGAGCUUUUUAACUUUUAUUCCUAAGACUCUAAAGGCAUUGACUUCAACCCUCCUUCACGCUGGCUUCUUCAGGCCACCCACAUGGUCUCUUGAGAGACGUGAGGUGAGAAUCUUCUCAAUAGUCACUUAUGGGGACACUUGUGAGCAACUAACUGCCAGGCAGAGCAUCAGAGCAAGCAUUCCCAGGUCAGGUAGGAUACUCCAGACUGCAGUCAUCCUCCCUUAUCCAUGGCUUCUGUGACUCAUGGUCUCUGUUACUCAUGGUCAACUGCAGACAGAACAUACUAAGUGAACAAUUUCAGAAAUAAACAACUCCUAAGUUUUAAA
Messenger RNA from Cebus imitator (Panamanian white-faced capuchin), 2468 nucleotides. It is a transcript of the gene DGLUCY, whose product is annotated as D-glutamate cyclase. Bases 1 to 1941 code for a protein of 646 amino acids. Gene Ontology annotation, molecular function: D-glutamate cyclase activity. NCBI's taxonomy places the organism in Eukaryota, Metazoa, Chordata, Mammalia, Primates, Cebidae. The record is from RefSeq and is a predicted model, not a curated record. Gene Ontology annotation, biological process: glutamate metabolic process. The transcript has 13 exons.